UGUGUGCAACGAUAAAGGCAACCUCACUACAUUCUAAAGAUGUUGGCCUCUUGUACCCCGCUGUCUUCUGUUGCUCGGAUCGGCAGCAACGGGAGGCUCCGCCCCAAACUGCGCCAGGACGCCCCGAAGCGCGCACAUUUUGCCGUGAGGGCGUAUUCGAUCACGUUCAAAUAUCCCGAUGAAGCAGACAAGGUCGUCGAGGUCGACGCGGAGACGUACAUUUUGGACGCGACAGACGAUGCCGGGGUGGACAUGCCUUACAGCUGCCGCAGCGGAACAUGCUCCAGCUGCACCGGGAAGAUUGUGAGUGGGACUUUGGACCAGGACGAACAGCAGUUUCUGCAGGAAGACCAAGUCGCGGCCGGCUACGUGCUCCUCUGCGUCAGCUACCCCACCAGCGACCUGGUCAUCGAGACUCACAAGGAGGACGAAGUCAUGGGCUGAAUUGAUUCUGCUCUCCCGCUGCGCGCGUGAAGCUCUGUUUGAUUUGCCCAAUUGGCUUUCUUCUGUCUGAUGUCUAAUUUGAACCCCGGUGCCAGCGCAAGGAAGUUGCAAUACCGUCAUGCUUUCUAUUGGAAAGAGCCAGUGGGGACCACAGAUGAUUACAAAUUUGAAUAUUCAUGCGGAUACGCAUCCCAUGACAUGCCAUGCUCAUCAAUUGGGAUUUCUGCUGAUCUUAGAUUCUGGCCAAGAAUUGUAUGCGGUGUAUGUGUUAGAUCAAUUGAUCAAUAAGUAGUAGCAGUGAAUGUCUUCAAAAAAAUCUGGUCAUGGUAGGACUGUCAUUUGAAACUUCUGACAGCUCACUCUUGGCUUGCAUUUCAAUGAUAAGCUGAAGGCUUAAGCUUUCGAUCUGUAGGAACCAAUGGAUUUGAGCGUGUUGCUUUAUAAUGGCAAUUUUGCAUCACGAAGCGUAUCACAAAAUAGCCAGUUGCUCUGCAAUAUUGCUUGCCAUCCGUAUCAGUUGUAGACCACUCUAUGUAAUCAUCAAAGCGCUGAAUUUCAGAGCC
Messenger RNA from Coccomyxa subellipsoidea C-169, 1007 nucleotides. RefSeq names its product ferredoxin. The record is from RefSeq and is a predicted model, not a curated record. Gene Ontology annotation, biological process: electron transport chain. Gene Ontology annotation, molecular function: electron transfer activity; 2 iron, 2 sulfur cluster binding. Bases 40 to 444 code for a protein of 134 amino acids. NCBI's taxonomy places the organism in Eukaryota, Viridiplantae, Chlorophyta, Trebouxiophyceae, Coccomyxaceae. The transcript has 3 exons.